Chanos chanos (milkfish) is the source of this 1090-nucleotide messenger RNA. RefSeq names its product beta-1,3-glucuronyltransferase 3 (glucuronosyltransferase I) (gene b3gat3). Gene Ontology annotation, molecular function: galactosylgalactosylxylosylprotein 3-beta-glucuronosyltransferase activity. The coding region runs from base 92 to 1090 and encodes 332 amino acids. The transcript is spliced from 6 exons. The record is from RefSeq and is a predicted model, not a curated record. Gene Ontology annotation, biological process: carbohydrate metabolic process; chondroitin sulfate proteoglycan biosynthetic process. Gene Ontology annotation, cellular component: Golgi membrane. Lineage: Eukaryota; Metazoa; Chordata; Actinopteri; Gonorynchiformes; Chanidae.
UGCUCUGCCUCCCUCAAGAAAACAUGACUGCAAAGAAUUCAGGAGGUUCUUCAUACCUUUCUCUUUGAUUGUAUUUAGUUUUGUGGUCACAAUGAGGAUGAAGUUGAAGCUGAAGACGGUGUUCGUCAUGUAUUUUAUGGUUUCACUAAUAGGUCUCGUCUAUGCACUGAUGCAGCUAGGUGGGCGCUGCGACUGUGCAGAUCAUGACCGACCCAAAGACCAAACCAUCUCUCAUUUGCACGGGGAGCUGAACAGGUUACAGGAACAGCUGAAAAAGGCUAUGGCCCCCAAAGCCCCCAAGAAGUCCAAUCUGCCCACCAUCUAUGUUGUUACACCCACUUAUGCUAGGUUAGUGCAGAAAGCGGAGCUCACUCGUUUGGCUCAGACGUUCCUUCAUGUUCCUCAGCUCCACUGGGUGCUGGUUGAAGACUCAGCCCACCCGACGUCUCUGGUCAGGGACUUCCUGGCAGCCUCUGGUCUGACCUACACCCACCUCCACAUCCUAACACCUAAAGACAAGAAGCUCCAGGAGGGGGACCCCAGCUGGCUCAAACCCCGGGGGGCAGAGCAGAGGAACGAGGGGCUUCGCUGGCUCAGGGAAAUGGGCGUGGCCGCCGGGGAAAAGAGCCCGGCCGUGGAGAACGCCGUGGUUUAUUUUGCCGACGAUGACAACACCUACAGCUUACAGCUUUUUGAGGAGAUGAGGUACACUCAGCGUGUGUCUGUGUGGCCAGUGGGUUUAGUGGGAGGGAUGCGUUUUGAGCGGCCGGUGGUGGAGGGGGGAAAGGUGGUCCGAUUCCACACCGGCUGGCGCCCGAGCCGCCCUUUCCCCAUCGACAUGGCAGGCUUUGCCGUCUCCCUGCGCCUGGUGCUGGCUAAUCCAGACGCGCGGUUUGACGGCGAGGCGCAGAUGGGCUACCUAGAGAGCAGCUUCUUGCAGAACCUGGUUACUAUGGAGGAGCUAGAGCCUAAAGCAGACAUGUGCACCAAGGUGUUGGUGUGGCACACUCGCACCGAGAAGCCAAAGAUGAAAAGGGAGGAAGCUCUGCAAAAACAGGGUCUGGGCUCAGAUCCAGCUGUGGAAGUGUAA